Molecule: messenger RNA, 1494 nt
Organism: Oppiella nova
Lineage: Eukaryota; Metazoa; Arthropoda; Arachnida; Sarcoptiformes; Oppiidae
Source: the annotation of a GenBank genome assembly
AUGGGUAUCGUGCAGGACACCCUCACCGCAGUCCGCAAAAUGACAAAACGAGAUGUGUUUCUAGAUAAGGAACAAAUGAUGAAUCUCUUGAUGUUUCUGCCGAUUUGGGACGGAAAGAUGCCAAUGCCUGCCAUUCUUAAGCCCAAACCCCAGUGGACUGGAAAGCAGUUGUUCUCUCUCAUCAUUCCCGGUCCGGUGUCUCUCAUACGCAACCACUCCACACAUCCCGACGAGGAGGACGACGGACCCUAUAAGUGGAUAUCACCGGGAGAUACAAAAGUGCUCAUAGAAUAUGGGGAACUCCUAUCGGGAAUUGUAUGCAAGAGCACUGUGGGCGCCUCCGGGGGCGGUCUAAUGCACGUGUUGUUCAACGAAAUGGGUCACGAGAUAUGCGGUCUGUUUUACGGACACAUCCAGACUGUAGUCAACAAUUGGCUUCUACUCGAAGGCCAUACCAUUGGUAUCGGAGACACAUUCGCCGAUCCGCAGACUUAUCAAGACAUUCAGGACACCAUCAAAAAGGCGCACCAGGAUGUGAUCGAUGUCAUCGAAAAGGCUCAUAAUUACGAGUUAGAGCCGACACCGGGAAAGACAUUGAGGCAGACAUUCGAGGAUCAGGUCAAUCGUAUCCUCAACGACGCCAGAGCUAAGACCGGGUCGUCGGCCAAGAAGUCGCUGUCCGAGUACAACAACUUCAAGUCGAUGGUGGUGUCGGGCGCCAAGGGGUCGGACAUUAAUAUAUCGCAAGUGAUUGCAUGCGUGGGUCAGCAGAACGUUGAGGGGAAACGGAUUCCGUUUGGGUUCCGGAAGCGGACUCUCCCGCACUUUAUUAAAGACGAUUACGGACCCGAGUCACGUGGUUUCGUGGAGAACUCAUACCUCGCGGGACUCACGCCCACAGAGUUCUUCUUCCACUCCAUGGGUGGCAGAGAAGGUCUUAUCGACACGGCCUGUAAGACCGCCGAAACGGGUUAUAUUCAGCGUCGACUGAUCAAAGCCAUGGAGUCAGUGAUGGUUACAUAUGACGGAACUGUACGUAACUCUAACGGACAGGUCAUUCAAUUGCGAUACGGAGAGGACGGCUUAGAUGGUGGGGCCGUUGAGCAGCAAAACCUGCCGUCCCUUAAGCCCAGCGAUAAGGCGCUGAGGGAACGGUUCCGGUUCGACGCCAGUAAUGAACGAUAUCUGCGAAAAAUAUUCACGGAGGACGUGGUGCACGACAUACUGGGCAACAGCGCGUCCCUACCGGAGUUGGAACAGGAAUGGGAGCGCAUUAAAGCCGACAGAGAGAUACUGAGGACUAUAUUCCAGACGCCCGACCAGAAGAUAUACCUUCCCUGCAAUCUAAACCGCAUGAUAUGGAACGCGCAGAAGAUAUUCCACGUGAACCUCAGGGGACAGACAGACCUCUCGCCCCUCAAAGUGAUUGAUGGCGUGGAAGCGCUGGUCAAACGGCUGACUAUAGUCCCGGGCGAAGACCGGCUGUCCGUUCAG